AUGUCAGUCGAAAUAGUAGCAUCUAAUCUCCGAGUCAUUUGCAGCCAAGAAGGAGAAAUAUCUAAUAGAUGUGAACCUCUUUAUUUGCCCAUCAUUGACGAUGCAUUACCAUUACCAAGUCUAGACGAUGCAUGUCAAUCAUUAUUGGAUCAUAAGUUGUUCGACAGUGGAUUACUUGAACAAGUUGAAACAGCUCGAAGUCAUCAAAAUACGGACCGAUUACUCACAUCUGAUGAAGCCGCAUCAAUAUAUUUAUAUACAAUGAAAUGGAAUGACGAACCACAAGGUAGCUUUUAUGAAAAACUUAAUUGUACAUUAAGAACAGGUGAUGAAAAUUCAAUAAAACCAUGGCUUGAUUAUCUUCAUCUUUUUACAAGUGCCCUGUUAAAGUUACCGUCUGUCGAAUCAACAACUCUAUACCGUUGUGUAAAAGGUCAUCUGUGCGAUCUAUAUCAAGAGGAUACUAUACAUAUAUUAUUGUCAUUCACUUCCUGCAAAAGAUCUCUUGAAGACCUCGCAGAGAAUGCUACAAUGGGACAAUGUACGAUAUUCUCUAUCAAGACAUAUUCGGGUAAAAUGAUAGAUAAAUAUGGUGGUGAUUCUGGUGAAGUUUUACUGUUGCCGGGUUCUCGUUUUCAAGUAACAAAAAUAAAUAAUGAUUCAGAAAUGCACAUCAUUGAAAUGGAUGAGAAGUCAUCAACAGAGUCAAUCCAUGUACAAAAUUGUGUAGCACAAGACACAGAGAUCAGACAACGAAGACAUGAAAAUCAAAAUGAACAACAAGUGUAUCAAGAAGCAACAACUCAUCAUCAGUCUGCAAGCAAUAGAGCAGGUAAAUUUUACAAAACUCUAAGUGAAUGA
Molecule: messenger RNA, 861 nt
Organism: Rotaria sp. Silwood2
Lineage: Eukaryota; Metazoa; Rotifera; Eurotatoria; Philodinida; Philodinidae
Source: the annotation of a GenBank genome assembly